AUGAAUAAAAUAAAAAAAAAAAGAAAACACACAUAUAUGGGAGAGGGAGAAAAUAAUUUAUCAGAAGAUGGCGUUAGGAAAUUUAAUAAUAAUUUUGAUAAAAAUGUUAGAAGAAAUCUUUUUAAUUUACCAAAAAUAAAAGGGAAUGGGAUUGUAAUUUAUGAUGAAGAUGAUGAUAAUUAUAAUGAAAAUGAAGAAAAAAUAAGACAAAAAAAAAAAAGUAAAAAAGAAGAAAAAAGAGAACAAAAAUUAAAAAGCAUGUUAUACGAUAUGAAUAAAAAAAAAACAAAAAUAAUUAAAAGUUCAAUAGAUGAGGAAAUUAUUAAAAUAUCAAAUAAAAUGAAUAAUUAUAAAGAUAUUAAAAAUAUUAUUGCUGAUAUAUGUAACAAUAUUAUGGGUGAUCAAACUAUGUAUAUCGAUAAAUUUGAAUUGCUUUUUUAUAUUUUACAAGAAGCAAUAAAACGAAAAAAAAAAAUAAUUAACAAAGAAUCACCAAAUUCGAUCUCAAAUAACUAUUCUGAUAAUUCCAAAGAUGAAUAUAAAACAAAAUAUAAUUAUUUUGAAGAUAUUAGUAAUGUAGCUUCUAUUUCCAUAUGUACCGUUUUAAAAUGCAUAACACCAUCAUAUAAAAUCAUAAACAUGAAUAAUGAUAGCAAUAGCAAUAGUAGCAACAAUUUAAGCAAAGGCAAACAAAAUAAUUCAUCUAAUAAGUUUUCAAAAAUAAUAGAAAAUGUAAAUAUUAUAGAAGAAAAAAUUGUGAAAUAUUUUAAAAAAUUUUGCAAUAUAUUAAAAGAUAAAAUUAAACAUAAUACUAUUGUUUAUGUAAAUUUAUUAUGUGAAAUUAUAACAGUUAAUUUACAUUUAUCAAAAAGUGAAAAUUUAUAUGACUUGUUAAUUAUUUAUUCCAAUUCACACACAUAUAAUAAUAAUAAUAUAAAAUAUAACAAAUCAAAGGAAAAUGAUAAAAUUAUUAAAAAAAAUAAUAACUCCGAAAUGAAUAUAAAAAUAUUGUGUAUGAAAUGCUUGAAUACUAUUAAAGAAAUAAUUGAUAAUGAUUCUAAUUUAUCCAUUACAAUUUAUUUAAUAGAUUAUUUUGUUAAUAAUUUAUUUAAAAAUAAUUGUAAAAUUAGUUCUGACUUGUUAAGAAUAUUUUCAAAAAUUAAAAUUUCAGAAAAAAAAAUUAAUGCAAAAUUAUACAGCCAAGAUGUGAUAAAUAACAUUUCAAUCUUAGACAAAGAUAAUAAUAAUAAUGAAGAAAUAAAUGCAAAAACAAAUAUAUGUGGUGAAUUAAAAAUAAUAGAAAAAAAUACAGAAAAGAUAUUGGAAAAUCUUUUUUUUGUUUAUUUGUGUGUGUUAAGAGAACAUAAUAAAUAUUCUACAAUUUUUGUAAAAAAUGUAUUAUAUGCUAUAUCAAAUUAUGCUCCAUAUAUUAAUAAAUUAUUAAUGGAUGAUGUAUUUCAAGAGAUAAAAGCUUUAGCAAUAGGAGAUGACAAAAAGGGGUUUAAUAAAAAUGAUGAAAAUAAUAAAAAUAAUGAAAAUAAUAAAAACAGUGUAGUAUCUUCAAAUUCUUUAAAAUUAACAGCUAUUCAUAUAUUCCUUGAAAUAUUAAACAAAACAAAUGAUAAUAUAUACAUCGAUUGUUCAUGGAUUGCUCAAUCUCUUAUUGAUUUAUUAGAUUCAGAUUUGUCACAUUUUUAUGUAGGAUCAUCAUGUUAUCUUUUCGAAAAUACAAAUUUUAUUUAUACUAGUUUUUUAGACACUAAGAAUAACAAUUAUUUGAUAGAUGCUUCAAACAAUAUAGAAUCACAAGAAAGCAAAUAUAAUUUUCCAUCAGAAUUAUUAUAUUGUAUUCAUUUACUUUUAAUAACAAAAAAUUUUACUACAAAUUAUAAUACGUUUAAAUCUAGUAAUAAUCAAUUAUUAGCUAAAAUUGUGUACAAGUUAUAUAAUGUAUCAAUACAUUCAGAUUAUAUAAUAUCUUUUUGUUUUUUAAAACUAAUUAAAAACAUUCUUGAUAAAUAUCCUUUAGUCAAAUCAAUUAUCGAAAUGGAUGGAAUUACAAUAUCUAUUAUGGAUGGUAAUUUAUCAGUUUUUUUUCAAAAUAUAUAUUUCCAUUCUUUUUAUUUUAAUAAUGUAUCAUCACUAGCUUUUGACAUAUCCUUAAAUGAUUCUAAUGAUAUAUAUAAAACUGAAAUAAAUAAAUAUAUGAAUAUAAAUAACAUUAUUGGACAAAAUAAAAUUAUUAAUUAUAAUCUUAGUUUAAGAGAAAAAAAUAUUAUUGAUAAAAAUAAAAUAUUUAAUUAUAAUUCUAGUGAUAUAUUUUAUAAAAAUAAUAAAUAUUCCAAUCUUGAUAAUAAUAAAUUUAAACAUACAAAUAACGUUUCUUAUAAUUCAUCUACAAAUGUUAAUAAAACUUUGUCAUUAAAUUUUGCAAAUCCACACAUGUUGAUGGCUAUAGAUUUCGUAGAAAUUGUUUUUUCACCAUAUAAUGAAUUUAUAAAAAGCUUUCAAAUAAAUUUACUUCAAACCGACAAACAUAGUAAUACAGGUAGCGAUGCCGAUAAUGGAAACAGUCACAGCCAUCGGAAAGUCAGAAAAAUAACCAAAAAUAAAAAAAGCAAGAAAAAGAAGAAAAAAAAUAGGAAAAAAUAG
Messenger RNA from Plasmodium yoelii, 2652 nucleotides. RefSeq names its product conserved Plasmodium protein, unknown function. The record is from RefSeq and is a predicted model, not a curated record. The transcript has a single exon. Lineage: Eukaryota; Apicomplexa; Aconoidasida; Haemosporida; Plasmodiidae. Gene Ontology annotation, biological process: DNA replication initiation. Gene Ontology annotation, cellular component: nucleolus. The coding region runs from base 1 to 2652 and encodes 883 amino acids. Gene Ontology annotation, molecular function: chromatin binding.